UUGGAUCAAGUUUUCAAUGUCGUCCCCAUAACAUAACAUAACAUAAUAACAUAUCCUCCAAAUUUACGCAGUUGAUCCCGUGAGCUGCAUGAAUGUUUCUUGUCUUUUUGGUUCCACCUUAACGUCUAACGACCUCACAACUUCCUGCUUAUUUUUUGCCUAUAAAUAAACUCCCCUUGCUAUUAACACAUUCCCACCACCACCAUAACCCAUUCGAGAAGAGCCAAAUUAUAAAAAAUGGCUGCUCCUAUAACAAUGCUGAUUCUUUGUACAUCUUUUUUAUCCCUUAGUUUACUUUCUACUGCUUUCACUUCUCGAGAUUACGCUGAUGCUCUUGAAAAGUCUAUUCUUUUCUUUGAGGGACAGCGGUCGGGUCCGUUGCCGUCUAAUCAACGCCUCAAAUGGAGGGGUAACUCUGGUUUGUCCGACGGUGCUUCUUAUCACGUGGACCUUGUGGGUGGCUAUUAUGAUGCUGGAGAUAAUGUCAAGUUUGGCCUUCCAAUGGCCUUCACCACAACAAUGUUGGCAUGGAGUGUUAUUGAAUUUGGCGGUUCAAUGCACAGUCAGAUUGGGAAUGCAAAGACUGCCCUCCGAUGGGCCACGGAUUAUCUUCUAAAAGCAGCAACUGCUACCCCUGACAGUUUAUACGUUCAAGUGGGAGAUCCAAACAUGGACCACAAGUGCUGGGAGAGACCCGAAGACAUGGAUACCCCACGCAAUGUAUACAAGGUGUCUGCUCAAAAUCCAGGAUCCGAUGUAGCAGCCGAGACGGCUGCCGCAUUGGCUGCAGCUUCGAUAGUGUUUAAAGAUUCCGACCCUUCCUACUCUGCCAAGUUGCUUCAAACUGCCAAAAAUGUCUUCGAUUUCGCAGACAAGUACCGAGGGUCUUACAGUGACUCUCUGAAUUCUGUGGUCUGCCCAUUUUACUGCUCUUACUCUGGAUACCAAGAUGAGCUUCUUUGGGGAGCUUCAUGGAUGCAUCGAGCGACGCAGGACAGUUCGUACUUAUCAUACAUCCAAUCCAAUGGCCAUACCAUGGGAUCAGAUAAUGAUGAUUUCUCCUUCAGUUGGGAUGAUAAGAGAGCUGGGACAAAGGUCCUUCUUUCCAAGGACUUCUUGGAGAAAAGCACAUCAGAGUUUCAAUUAUACAAAUCACAUUCAGACAACUACAUCUGCUCCCUAAUUCCAGGAUCAUCAGGGUUCCAAGCCCAAUAUACACCAGGGGGCCUUCUCUACAAAGCUAGUGAAAGCAAUCUACAAUAUGUGACAACCACAACUUUCCUCCUCUUGACAUACGCCAAAUAUCUCAGUACAAACGGCGGAGUCGUCACAUGUGGGACUUCAACUGUAACAGCUGAGAGCCUCAUAGCACAAGCAAAAAAGCAGGUGGACUACAUCUUAGGCGAUAAUCCAGCCAAAAUGUCAUACAUGGUUGGGUUUGGAGAGAGAUAUCCACAACAUGUGCACCAUAGGGGUUCAUCGGUUCCAUCCAUUAAGGCGCAUCCUGAUCGUAUCAACUGUAACAAUGGGUUCCAAUACCUUUACGCUAACUCACCUAAUCCCAACGUCCUUGUUGGAGCCGUCAUAGGUGGACCUGAUAGUAAAGACAACUUUGCUGAUGAUCGUAACAAUUACCAACAAUCUGAGCCAGCUACUUAUAUUAAUGCACCCUUUGUGGGUGCUCUUGCUUUCUUCUCGGGGAAAGCUUAGAAGAGCAGUGAAUAUGAGGAAGAAGAGAAGCUGAUGUAGUAAAAAGAAUCGCUUCCAUUUCCAUAUUCAAGUUGUGACCCAUUUUUAUUAGUAGUAGUAAUAACUAGUUUUGAAUUAUGGUUUCCACUAUACCAAAUCGAAUUAUAUGUGAAGGGAAAAUUAUGACUUAAGAAAUUCUUGGAAUUGUAAGAAUACAUAUUCUGAAUGUUUCCUUGAA
Messenger RNA from Gossypium arboreum, 1927 nucleotides. Its product is annotated as endoglucanase CX-like. Bases 238 to 1710 code for a protein of 490 amino acids. Gene Ontology annotation, molecular function: hydrolase activity, hydrolyzing O-glycosyl compounds. Gene Ontology annotation, biological process: carbohydrate metabolic process. The transcript has 5 exons. Lineage: Eukaryota; Viridiplantae; Streptophyta; Magnoliopsida; Malvales; Malvaceae. The record is from RefSeq and is a predicted model, not a curated record.